Messenger RNA from Ricinus communis (castor bean), 318 nucleotides. RefSeq lists its product as uncharacterized. The coding region runs from base 1 to 318 and encodes 105 amino acids. The transcript has a single exon. NCBI's taxonomy places the organism in Eukaryota, Viridiplantae, Streptophyta, Magnoliopsida, Malpighiales, Euphorbiaceae. The record is from RefSeq and is a predicted model, not a curated record.
AUGGUACUUCAGACGUUGAGGAAGCAUCAAUUGUUUGCUAAGUUCUCCAAGUACGAGUUUUUGUUAGAAAGUGUUGCUUUUCUUAGACACGUCGUAUCUAGAGAGGGUAUUCAGGUGGACCCUAAGAAAGUGGAGGCGGUGAUUGACUGGCAGAGACAGACCAUGAUGACUAAGGUGCAUAGCUUUGUGGGAUUGGCAGGCUACUACCAUCGAUUCAUGCAACACUUCUCGAGGAUAGGAGCACCUUUGACUAAGCUGACUCAGAAGAACGUCAGGUUCAGUGGACUGACGCGUGUGAAAGAAAUUUUCAGAAGCUGA